Molecule: messenger RNA, 969 nt
Organism: Laccaria bicolor S238N-H82
Lineage: Eukaryota; Fungi; Basidiomycota; Agaricomycetes; Agaricales; Hydnangiaceae
Exons: 7
Coding region: 4-894 (296 amino acids)
Biological process (GO): iron import into the mitochondrion
Cellular component (GO): mitochondrial membrane
Molecular function (GO): ferrous iron transmembrane transporter activity
Source: RefSeq, a predicted model, not a curated record
UCUAUGACCGAAGAGAUAGAUUACGAGUCGCUGCCUCCCAAUGCUGGCCUCGCGGUGAAUAUGUUGGCUGGUGCCUUGGCUGGAGUAUCUGAGCAUGCGGUUAUGUUCCCAGUCGAUAGCAUCAAGACACGUAUGCAAGUCUUCGCCACAUCACCAGUUGCCGUAUACUCUGGUGUCGGCAAUGCCUUUUCACGAAUAUCCUCUACCGAAGGCAUGAGAGCGCUCUGGCGUGGGGUGUCUUCCGUCAUUUUGGGUGCAGGCCCUGCCCAUGCCGUACAUUUUGGUACAUUGGAGGCCGUCAAAGAGCUGGCAGGAGGAAAUGAGGCCGGAAACCAGUGGGUUGCACACUCUCUCGCCGGUGCGUCGGCCACAAUCGCGAGUGACGCUCUGAUGAAUCCUUUCGAUGUUAUAAAACAGAGAAUGCAAGUACACAAAUCUGAAUUCCAGUCGGUCUUCACAUGUGCGCGUGUUGUCUUCCGGAAUGAAGGACUGGGCGCCUUUUACGUGUCUUACCCGACGACAUUGGCCAUAUCAAUACCCUUCAAUGCAAUACAGUUUACAGUAUACGAACAGGUAAAGCGCUUCAUCAAUCCGCGACGCGAGUACUCUCCGACAACCCACAUAACCGCCGGUGCUAUCGCGGGUGCAGUGGCAGCGGGUGUGACGACGCCUCUGGAUGUGGCAAAAACAAUAUUACAAACGCGGGGAACAGCACAGGAUGCAGAUAUCCGCAACGUCAAGGGAAUGCUUGAUGCCUUCCGAAUAAUAUGGCAGAGGGAUGGUGUUCGAGGUUUUGGGCGGGGGUUGACACCUCGAAUAUUGACCAUCAUGCCAAGCACGGCUCUGUGCUGGCUGUCGUACGAGUUUUUCAAGGCUGCCAUUCGUUCUGAUUAGAGACGCUUGAUUAAUGCUUAUAUGGAUAAAAAGUACAUGGAAUCUAAUAUACAGCGGUGUGAUUUGCGACGAUUG